AUGAAGUACCUUCUGGGGUACCUCGAAGGCAUAAAUGAUGCUCCGCGCAUCUCUGAUCCCGACUUCCAACAGCUCCUCGUCGACGUCCAGGCUUCCAAGCUUGGAGAAGAUCGUGAACGAGCUCCGGAGCUCGCUGGACCGUUCCUCAAGCCGGUAUCAAAGCGAGAUGCUCCGGACUACUUCCAAUUGCUCCGAAAUGUCAAGAGCCACAAGUACAAGGACAAGGCCGAGUUCGCCAACGAUCUGGAUCAGAUCUGGAAGAACUGUCUGACGUACAACACCACGGCUGUAUCCAAGUACCUGCAGCAGAAAACAAACCACCUGCUCGACUUCCUGCAAGAUCGAGAUGAGGCUGCCAACAACCCGCUCGCCGCUAUCCUCGGCGCGGCCGGCGCUUCCCUCGCGGUGCAGCGAGCAGCGUCCCAACAGCCGAGCGCCAGCCAAGCCGCCGGAGAUGACGAGGACGCCGCCGGCGAGAGCGACGAUGCGGUCGGGGAGGACGACGACAUGGGGGGAGCGCGAGGAGAGAAAACAUUGCCAGGCGGUCACCCAAAUGGGCUUACCCCUGAUGUCGGUGCUAGCGGACGGGCAACUAGCGUCGAAUCGGCAUCGGGGGACCGUCGCGUGAAUGGGAACGGCAAGGCGAACGGAGAAGUGACUCCCGUUUCCUUGAGCCAGCCGGGACCUUCCUUUUCCGACAAGGGUAAGGCCCGCGACAUUCUCUACGGCAAUGCGCCCCCAGCAUGGUACCCGACCCCCGCGGGGGAAGACGAGGAUGCCAAGCUAGAGGGCUACUGGUGGGGUGCGACGAGCAAGGACGAGGCAUAUGUCGCUGGUCUCCCCGCCGUGCCGGAGAUGGUCGAUGGCCCGUCGCAGAAGAGGCGACGAAUUUCUCGGCGACGAGCGAGUGCGUCGCCACAACCGAACGGCGAUGCCGACGCUGUGCCACCACUAGUGCCAUCCAAGCCAGUAUCACUAGAACGGGUAGUGCAUCGUGCGAUCGACAAACUGGGCGAUGCGCGCAAGACAGUCAAUACGAUACAGGAGUUGCAGCGGUACUAUGAGGGCGAUGGCAUGGGUCUUCCUCCGCCGCCCAUCGAGCCACUAGAGACGCUGCGGGCACGAGAAGCCGAGGAGCGUGUUGAGGGCAAACGGAAACGGCGAGAGGCGCGGACAGAGGCGCACGAGCGUUUCCGUCACGGUGGCGAGGUGGGCGAGGCCGAGGCCGCGUUCGUCCUCAAGCGAUCUGUGGCAAGCAUGCUGGCGCACGCCGGAUUCGAGGGCGCGAACGACAUUCCUCUUGAUCUGCUAACAAGAGUAGCGGGCGACUUCAUCCGCAACUUGGGUCGGACGUUCCGUCUGCUAGUCGAUGGGUUCGGGAGCCAGCUACCGCCGGACGAGAUUGUGCUGCACGCACUGCACGAGAACGGCCAGGUCGAGCUGCAAGACCUCGAGUCGCACAUCAAGGACGACAUUGAGCGCGACAGCGCCAAGGUCGCCGAGAUGGCGCGCAAGGUCCGGCAGUCUUACAAGGAGCUCACGACCGGCCCCGUCAUCGAGGACGACAUGCUCUUCGCGCAGGACGGCCAGAUGUUGCAACAUGGCGACUUUGCCGAAGACCUGGGCGAGGACUUCCUCGGUCUCCGCGAACUCGGUAUCGACAAGGAGUACGGCCUGGCGUCACUAUCGGUCCCGAAAGCGCUCUUCUUCGGGCGACACGGGCGAAACCGCGGCGCCGAGAACGGCAAGAAGGAAGACGCGCCCGACUACGCUCCUCCGCCGCCCUUCAUCCCGCUCACAGCUGCGUCGUACAAGUCCGCAGCCCCGGGAUUCAUGCACGCGUUCUACGCCGAACGGCUCGAGAAGGGCGGCACGCUCGAGGCCGACGACGCCUUCGACGCCGCGCAGGCGACGAUCGGACCGCUGGGCCAGAUCGUGCAAAAGGCUCCCGCCAAUGCACCGGCCGGCAAGAAGAAGGACGGCGAGAAGAAGAAGCCGGCCAAGAAGAUUGCGCAGCCUGGUGUCGUCUAUGAUAUGUGGGUAUCUGGAUUAUAG
Molecule: messenger RNA, 2055 nt
Organism: Trichosporon asahii var. asahii CBS 2479
Lineage: Eukaryota; Fungi; Basidiomycota; Tremellomycetes; Trichosporonales; Trichosporonaceae
Exons: 11
Coding region: 1-2055 (684 amino acids)
Biological process (GO): regulation of transcription by RNA polymerase II
Cellular component (GO): SAGA complex; SLIK (SAGA-like) complex
Molecular function (GO): structural molecule activity; protein heterodimerization activity
Source: RefSeq, a predicted model, not a curated record